Molecule: messenger RNA, 5812 nt
Organism: Etheostoma spectabile (orangethroat darter)
Lineage: Eukaryota; Metazoa; Chordata; Actinopteri; Perciformes; Percidae
Gene: kcnt2b
Product: potassium sodium-activated channel subfamily T member 2b
Exons: 30
Coding region: 583-4296 (1237 amino acids)
Biological process (GO): potassium ion transmembrane transport
Cellular component (GO): plasma membrane
Molecular function (GO): intracellular sodium-activated potassium channel activity; outward rectifier potassium channel activity
Source: RefSeq, a predicted model, not a curated record
GUAUGUGUGUUACAGUUGUGUUAUCAUUCAGGAUUAUACAGGGAAGAAUGCUGAUAAUUUGGCGCAAUGAUGGAAAUAGCUUAUUGUACAAUAUUCUAGAUUUCUUUGUGAGUACUGUUGCUUUAUUUGUUACUUUUUUUGUAAUGCCUGAAAUGAAAAGGCGUCGCAGCAGAACAGUAGUCCCCAACGGCUGCUUGUACAUUUGCUUUCAGUGCGUCCAUGCGGAGCUCAGACAGGGAGGAUGCUGACAACCAGUUGCUGUCCAGCUGUCACAGUAAAAGUGGAGCCUCCCCUACGCACCGACGGAUAAACAUCCUCGACCUGUUGCUUCGGUAGGAAGAAAAGUAGAGCUGCGUUGUGACAGAUGCCAAAAAAGGUGCCAAAAAAGAAAACUUAAUUUCUGUUUUGAAAAGAGGUCGUAGACGAUGCCAUGAGGUGUAUCAAUGUGUUCGUUAAUAAUCUACGUUUUGAAUAGCAGAAGGAAGAGGAACGGAGUUGGUUUUGGGGGAUUCACCUCCUCGCUGUGGAGGUGCAGUUUGCGGUGAUAUCUGUCUCUAUCUCUGGGCCGUGAGGAGGAGGACCAUGGUCGAACUGGAAAAGGAGGUGCUCCCGCUGCCUCCUCGGUACCGGUUCCGAGACCUGUUGCUCGGGGACUGGCAGACCGACGACAGGGUGCAGGUAGAGUUCUAUGUGAAUGAGAACACUUUCAAGGAGCGCCUCAAGCUGUUCUUCAUCAAAAACCAAAGAUCCAGUCUGCGAGUGCGAAUGUUUAACUUUUCUCUGAAAGUGCUGAGCUGCCUCCUCUACAUUGUCAGAGUCCUAUUGGACAACCCGCAAGACGGAAGACAAGACUGCAUGAGCGGAGUAAACUGCAGCAAACAAAACACAACAUCGCGUCCCUGGAGUGAAUUUGACUGGAAACUGAUCAUCUGGGUGGAUAGACCUCUACCGCUGUGGGCACUGCAGGUGCUUGUGGUUUUCAUCAGCUUUUCAGAAACAAUGUUGCUUGUAUAUCUCAGCUACAAGGGCAACGUUUGGGAGCAAGUGUUACGUGUCCCCUUCAUUCUGGAGAUGAUCAGCGCCAUUCCUUUCAUGAUCACUGUGAUUUUGCCCUCCUUCAGAAAUCUCUUCAUCCCUGUAUUUCUCAAUUGCUGGCUGGCAAAACACGCUCUGGAGAACAUGAUAAAUGAUCUCCAUAGGGCGAUCCAGCGGACACACUCAGCCAUGUUUAACCAGGUGGUAAUACUAAUCAGCACACUGGUCUGCCUCAUGUUUACAUGCAUCUGCGGCAUCCAACAUCUCGAACGAGCGGGCAACAACCUGACCCUGUUCGACUCGCUGUACUUCUGUGUGGUCACCUUCUCCACAGUGGGCUUUGGAGAUGUCACCCCCCAAAUCUGGCCCUCGCAGCUCCUGGUGGUCAUCAUGAUCUUCGUGGCGCUCAUCGUACUUCCCAUCCAGUUUGAGCAGCUGGCCUUUCUGUGGAUGGAGCGGCAGAAGUCCGGGGGGAACUACAGUCGCUACAGGGCACAGACGGAGAAACACGUGGUGCUGUGUGUCAGCUGUCUCAAGAUCGACCUUCUCAUGGACUUCCUCAAUGAGUUCUUCGCUCACCCCCGACUACAGGACUACUACGUGGUGAUCCUUUGCCCAGCAGAGAUGGAUGUCCAGGUUCGGAGGAUCCUACACGUUCCUUUGUGGGCCCAGAGAGUCAUCUACCUGCAGGGGUCCGCCCUUAAAGACCAAGACCUGAUGAGGGCCAAGAUGGACGAUGCUGAGGCCUGCUUUAUCCUCAGUAACCGGUUUGAAGUGGACCGUAUUGCUGCUGAUCAUCAGACCAUCCUCCGAGCCUGGGCAGUGAAAGACUUCGCUCCAAAUUGCCCCCUCUACGUCCAGAUUCUCAAGCCAGAGAACAAGUUCCACGUCAAAUUUGCAGAUCAUGUGGUGUGUGAAGAAGAGUUUAAGUAUGCCAUGCUGGCUUUAAACUGUGUGUGCCCUGGUACCUCAACACUCAUCACUCUAUUAAUCCACUCCUCCAGAGGACAAAUGGCACCUCAAGAGGCCUUCAAGCAACGUGUAGGAGCCUUUCAGGCCCUCAACAGGGAGGGUGGUGCAUGUUCAUCAGACCAAUGGCACCGAACCUACCGCCGCUGCUCAGCCAAUGAGGUGCAUCACAUCCGCCUAGAAGAAAGUAAAUUCUUCGGGGAAUAUCAGGGCAAGAGUUUCACCUUUGCCUCCUUUCAUGCUCACAAAAAGUAUGGAGUAUGUUUGAUUGGAAUACGCAGAUUGGACACCACCAACAUCCUACUGAACCCUGGUCCCUGCCACAUCAUGGGGUCCUCUGAUACAUGCUAUUACAUCAACAUCUCCAAAGAGGAGAACUCAGCUUUUGUCAGGGGCCACAGGGAGCCAUCAUGGGGCAGCACGGGAGGAAAUACCAGGGAAGUGCACCAAACCAUCUACCAUGGACUCACCCGCCUGCCAGUCCACAGUAUAAUCGCAAGCAUGGGCACAGUGGCCAUUGACCUGCAGGACUCCAGUGACAGCAGCCCAGAAGGCCAGGACCCGGGGAGCACCAUGCUGGGCAGCAGAAGAGAAAGCAGGAGCAGCUCCCGGACAGAGAUGAGUGGCACUAACACUUUGGCCCUGCCUGCCAUGGGAGAGUCAGCAGAGGAGAGGCGGCGAAGCAUUGCCCCCGUCCUGGAGCUGGUGGACGGUGUCAACAACCCUGCCUUUGAUCUGCUCGGAGACCAAUCAGAGGAUGAGGGAGGAGAAGAGGGCAAAGAGGACAGUGACAGAGAUGAGAGUGCCCACUGGUGGGGUCGACACUGCGAGUGGGUGAAGGGAUACCCGCUGAACUCACCAUACAUCGGCAGCUCGCCUGCGCUGUGCCACCUUCUUCAAGAAAAGAUGCCUUUUUGCUGCCUGCGUAUGGACAAGGCGUGUCAUCACACCCCUUUUGAGGAUGCCCGCUCCUACGGCUUCAAAAACAAAUUGAUUAUUGUGUCCGCGGAGAGUGCAGGAAACGGUCUGUACAACUUCAUUGUGCCUCUACGGGCCUACUACCGACCCAGAAAAGAACUCAACCCCAUCGUGCUGCUGCUGGAGAGCGUACCUGAAGCAGACUUCCUGGAGGCAAUAUGUUGGUUCCCCAUGGUGUUCUACACAGUGGGCUCCAUUGACAAUCUAGACAGUUUGCUGCGAUGUGGAGUCACUUUUGCUGACACCAUGGUGGUGGUUGACAAAGAAAGCUCCAUGAUUGCAGAGGAGGACUACAUGGCCGACGCAAAGACCAUCGUCAAUGUGCAGACUCUCUUCAGACUGUUCCCAGCUCUAAGUAUUAUCACGGAGCUCACCCACCCAGCCAACAUGCGCUUUAUGCAGUUUAAGGUCAAAGACCACUACUCUCUGGCUCUGUCCAAACUGGAAAAGAAGGAAAGGGAGAAGGGGUCCAACCUGGUGUUUAUGUUCCGCCUGCCCUUCUCUGCAGGGAAGGUGUUCAGUGUCAGCAUGCUAGACACUCUCCUCUACCAGUCAUUUGUGAAGGACUACAUGAUCUCCAUCACCAGGCUGCUGCUGGGUUUAGACUCUAUGCCUGGCUCAGGUUUCCUUUGUGCUAUGAAAGUCACAGAGGAUGACCUGUGGAUCCGCACUUACGGCAGGCUUUACCAGAAACUGUGCUCCUCCACUGGAGACAUUCCCAUCGGCAUCUACCGGACAGAGGCACAGAAGCUUCCAGUCUCUGAGUCCAAGGUAUCCAUCACAGUGGAGGACUAUGAGGACACCAGAGAACCCAGAGAGCCCCUUUUGUCCCGGAGCGGUGGUCACCGUAACUCCACCUCCUCGGAGCCCGUCACCACCUCCUCCCACUCCUCAGACCACCCGCUGCUCAGAAGAAAAAGCAUGCAGUGGGCCCGGCGGCUGAGCAGGAAGGGGGGUCGGGGCUCCAGCGGGGCCAAGGGAGGUGCAGGCAGUGCGGCAGAGAGGAUCAACCAGCAGAGACUGACCCUGUUCAGGCGCUCGGAGAGGCAGGAACUCAACGCCUUGGUGAAAACGAGGAUGAAACACUUGGGCCUUUCUUCAACUGGAUUUAAUGGGAUGACAGACCAAGGGAACAGAUUGUCUUAUAUCCUCAUCAACCCUUCUCCAGACACCAGACUGGAGCUGCAUGAUGUUGUAUACCUGAUCAGACCAGACCCCCUCUCUCUGGUACCCAGUCAGGGUAACAGCCGGAAGUGCAGCGCCGGGAUCCCAGAGAGCCACAGGUUUGAUACGCAGGACAGCACCCAUCUGUGAGAGGGACAAAUAUACUGUCAGAACACUGCUAGAGAGAGGAGACACAACAACAGAAACAACAACAACAGAAAUCAAGAAAUGGUGGGCUGCAAAAUGGAUGCAGCCAGGCGGCAUGUCUCCCUCAUACAGUAUUUUCUUCACAUUCAGUCUCGGGGAACUGAUCAGUGCCGUUCUUGCAUGGACCUUUUCUAUAAUGAUGGGAAUGUUUUAUUUAUGCACCUUUCUAUUUUCAAAGCAGAAAGCUGCGGACACAGAAGUGCAUUUAAUGAAAAGCUGUAUGUAUUUAUAUCUGUGCAUGUUAUGUACUGCACACUACUGUGUGUGUGUGUGUGUGUGUGUGUGGGGGGGGGGUAUGUGUGUGUAUGUGUGUGUGUGUGUGCACGUGCGUUCAAGUCUGUGAAUAGAAACAAGAGCGAAACACUGCCAAAUUGAUUAGGACAGCAAAAGGAAUCUGCUGCCAAAUGAAAGUUAAGGGAUGUAUUUUUGUGUCCUUCUUUGUGUUGUAGGUGUGUUUUGUCAGACUUAAUGUUUGAAGUAUUUGAAAGUGACACUACAGUGCACAACCUUUUCAUUUUGGUCUUCAUAAAGCCUUUUUGAAACUUUUUACCUGUUGCUUACACAGUCAAACGCACACAUUUGUUUGUUUUACGCUCACCAGCAUAGGAGGAAUCCAAAGAGCAUCAGUCUCAAUAAUUGACAGACAGCAUGCAUAGUCAGUGCAGGGCAUUUAGUCACAUUGCUGUCUGAAGUGUGUUAUUGUCUUCAGCUAUGUGAGUCCUCUUAGAGCAAAUCUGUUCCUAAUUUUAUGGUUUGCCUGUUGUUUCUUAAAGUCCCGCCCUCUCUGGGCGAGCCGUCCUACCACCAGCUUGUUUUUUUUCUGACGUGCAUGUUAGAUAUGCAGGAGAUUGACAAACUAACAGGACCACAUACCAUAACAUAAUGCCAUCCAGUCCAAUAGCCCUGCAAUGAAGACUACCUUUGUGAAGCUUAUAAUGCAAUGGUUUAGAGACCUGUCAGAGAGGUGUUGAUUCAGCUGUCAGUUUUAAAGCCUGUUUAUAAGCUUUACAAUUCAUAGUUGCUGUAUUUAUUGCAUGAUAAAUAUCCACUUCAACAAGUAAUUUGUUUGCUAAUUAAGUAUUAAAAUACAUGACAUCAUUUGGUUUUCAGGAAGAAAACAAAUUGAAUUUCUCUGUAAACAAGUGAACAAUGUGCCAGUGGACAUUAUUCUGUUUGUUCAGCCUAGUCUACCUUUUUUCAUAGAUUUUAAGUAACCUGAGGUUUUAAGUUAUGUUUAAGUAUAUUACUUGUUAGGGUGGACAUUUAUGACAUUUGUUUACAAAGGAUUUUGAAGCCUUUGUAAAUCUUUUGUCAGAAAUUCUAAAUGUGCUGUUUCACACAGAAACGGUGCAGCCAUGUGGUGGGAAUGCUAACCUGCAUUCCUGCCAACACCACUGCUGAAGCUUUAGUGCCAUUAUCACAGAUGAAAAAUAUGUACAUAUUAAACUCAGUCAUUAUA